Molecule: messenger RNA, 1665 nt
Organism: Drosophila persimilis
Lineage: Eukaryota; Metazoa; Arthropoda; Insecta; Diptera; Drosophilidae
Product: plasma kallikrein
Exons: 3
Coding region: 1-1581 (526 amino acids)
Biological process (GO): proteolysis
Molecular function (GO): serine-type endopeptidase activity
Source: RefSeq, a predicted model, not a curated record
AUGUGCCGACUGCUGGCGCUGUUGCUGUUGCUGUUACUGUUGCUGUUCCACUCCGCUGUGGCACUCUUCGAGGAGUGCAAUCACCAGGUGACGCUGUCAAUGGGCCAGAAGCUGCUCAUCAACUCUCCCUAUUAUCCUGGCCUGUAUCCGGUCGGCACUUCCUGCCGCUACUCGGUGGAGGCUCCCAGGGAUCAGGUGCUGCAAUUCAAGUGCGAACUGCAACUGCAAACGCUGUCCACGGACCUCCAGUGUCGAACGGAGGCGUUUCAUUUCAAUUCCGAGGGCGAUGAGGUGUUAACAAGUUCCGAAUACUUUUGUGGCAGCGGAAAAUUCGAGCGCAAAAGUUUUCUCAAUCGUGCCGUGAUUUCCUACAUUUCUCACGGAACGGCCAAGCCCCCGCCAGCCGUAAAGCUUAAGGAUAAGCUUCCGGUGCCAGCAACAACAACAACCACUACAGAGUCGCCGCAAGCUGAGGAGGAGGAAGAGGAGGGGGCGGAGGAGGAGGAGGAGGAGGAUGAGGACCUUGGCAACGAGGUGUUGAACGUACUGCAGGAUGUAGGCGUCAGCGAUGCCCUGGCCUACAUGGCCUCCUUGCUCUACGACGAACCAGAGUCCAACAACGAUGCUCGCCACACGCCGGCCACAGUUUACCUCCGCCUCUUGCCAAAUCGCACCUCAAAGACUUCCGCAAAACGUGCCAAGAUUGUGUCAAGUUAUCCGCCCCCCUUGGCCGGUGGCCUCGGUGGCGGGCGUUUCUCCUGCCUCGUGGAGGCCCUUGUGCCCACGUGCAACUGCGGCUGGAGUCGGUCGCCCAGGAUAGCCAGUCCCACCAACGAGGAGGCCGUCCUGCACGAGUUUCCCCCGAUGGCUGGCGUGCUGACGAAGAAGCAGGGAAAGGUCUUUUGCGGAGCAGCAAUCAUUCAUCAUCGCUACUUGCUGUCGGCGGCCCAUUGCUUUCUUGGCCCAGAGACGGGCAGCGCUGCCCUGCUGCGCGUGGUGGUGGGCGAGCACGAUCUGUCCAGCAUCUACGAGACGUUCUUCACCCGUCGCUACGACCUGGAGACCCUCAUCGUGCACGAGCAGUUCAGCCAGACCAACGGGCAGCUGAGGAACGAUAUAGCUCUGCUGCGGACCCGUCUGCCCAUUGCCUGGAGCCAGAAUGUGGGACCGGCCUGUCUGCCGCUGCAGCCGGUGGCGGGCGGCAAAAAGCUGCCGUUACCGGGCAACAAGGUCAUCGCCGCCGGCUGGGGCACCACCUCAUACGGCGGGCCCCAGACCCAUCGCCUGCUGAAGACCACCCUGGACGUGAUCAGCGGCCAGCAGUGCCGGGAGACUCUCACCUCGUCCGGGGUCCCGCCGCACACGUUCUGCACGUAUACGCCCGGGCGCGACACGUGCCAGUACGACUCUGGCGGGGCUUUGUACGAGCGGAUCAAUGGCCGCCUGAUGGCCGUCGGAAUUGUGAGCUUCGGCCAUGCCUGCGCCACCAACCAGCCAUCGGUCAACACGCGAGUGGCCUCCUACAUCAAGUGGAUAAGAUCGAAGAGUCCCGAGGUGGCCUAUUGUACGAGUAGGGGAUAAGGCUAAAGGAGAUCGGAUCGGAAAUAAACGCCCCUUCGGCUAGAAACCCAUGAAAGACUGAGCACAGAACCCACUGCCCCGCCC